AUGGACCGCUCAGUCAAGACUGGUGACCGUGGUGAGUGCACUAAUUCCAUCGGACCAUUCACCAGACGAUGUGCUGAUCAACCCUUGUCUGUGCUCGUCUCGACGUUCGCAGUGCUUUUCCGUAUUGGUCCCAACCAGGUCGAGGGGAUUGUUCGUCGUAUCCUGGCCGAUAACAAAGUGAGUCUGAGUUCCAUCGUUAUACCUCGCCGCACAGGCUCGAUUGGGGCAAAGGGGAGAGUGCCAUUCAGUUGUGGCAGAUCAGGAUGCGGUUGAUGCAUUGGGCAGUCAGACUUCUGAGCCACGUUGAACUCGAUUUGCAUUUUUCCGCUACACGUCAGGGCGAGAUCAUCCUUGAGCUGGAGCACAUCAACGUCGAUGGAUCCACCACGAUGAUGUGGCGUCAUCUCAACAAGAGUGAGUGCGCCACGCUGAUUCCAAAGCAUGUCGUGUGGGCUUUCAUGUGCUCACUGCAAGGACUUGGACCACCUUCUGCUCCACAGUCAUCUUCGUCUAA
This is a messenger RNA of Ceraceosorus bombacis, 514 nucleotides long. The record is from the annotation of a GenBank genome assembly. NCBI's taxonomy places the organism in Eukaryota, Fungi, Basidiomycota, Exobasidiomycetes, Ceraceosorales, Ceraceosoraceae.